Messenger RNA from Seminavis robusta, 2076 nucleotides. The record is from the annotation of a GenBank genome assembly. NCBI's taxonomy places the organism in Eukaryota, Bacillariophyta, Bacillariophyceae, Naviculales, Naviculaceae.
CCGGCCCGGCUUCCACCUGCGUUGCCUCAUUUGACUCUUUUUGGCGAACGGAACUCGGCAACCACUCCUCUCAGUUUCCAUUCACUUUCAAUUCUUCGCCUCCAAAUCUUUUCGCUCGCGAAUCCACGACUCUCUGUAGGAUCUACGCUGCCGGCCUACCAGAGCCUCGCCAUUGUCGCAAAUUUCUAUCGUGAACCAACCAAGCCAAGCAGCCUCCCCCCCUCUCCCCUUCCUUCCUCCUCUUUUCGGAACUUGCUUUCGGAGCAACAGUGUCUACCGUUCCUCUCUUUCGGAAUCAGUAGAUUCUACGGAGUGAGAGUCGUUGUACAGCAACCACAUCGCUCUUCUUGAAUUCUCCACUUUUGUUUCGUCGCGCAGGGAUGAACAACACCAAAACAGCACCUGUCACUCCCGGCGGCGGGAAUGCCAGUUCUGCCAUUCACUACAAUGAUUCGCUCGCCCCUGUCUUUACCAAUAUUUGCACACCGCCUCCAAAAGCGAAGCAGACCUCUCGUUUUUUCAUCAUAAAAAAAGCCAACCAUCUGUUGCGACCAAUCAAUGGUUCUUGGGCUGAGUUGAACCAAGUGCAACAGGCAAAGUUGGGCUUUCUCCUUAUGAUGGAACAGGAUACUUGUGCAAUGGACCACUUGCCCAAUGUUACUCCAGUAAAUAUUGCCACGACGUUCAUGGAGGCGUUGGACCCUAGCACGGACAUUGGUCGGCGACUUGAGGCCUUCGUGCGGAAGGGAGGUGAUCGUGCUGAAUUCGCAGACACAUCAAGCGCGAUCAAGAAGAAAUUCCACGAGGCGACCGGCAACGUUUGGCGUGAAAACGUUGAUUGGUCCGUGUAUUCUAUCUUUUACGACCCUGACCAUCCCAACGUGGAAGCUUUCCUUCGCUACCAGACAAUCUUCUCCACCGUUUGCUGGAUUCUGGUGGGGGCCGGCGCCAUAUUCUACUACAUGGCAAAGGUCACGGGUUCAAGCUUUGCGGAAUGUGUCAACCAGUAUGCCAUCAACUUGGGGCGUUUCAUGCGUAACAAGUUCAAGCCGAAGGAGAUAUUUGCCAAGGUGUUUUUGGCCGACGGUGGAUAUCCAAUCGAUUUUCUGGAACACAUGCUAGAUUCUUGGAAAGCACCAUCACCAGAGGAACCAAAAACAAACUUAGUGGUUCUCAACGUGAAGGACACCCCCCAAACGAUUUUUGCAAAGGUCCAAAGCCAACUCGAAACGACGGGUCCGCUCGUCAUUGCCAACUACAAGCCUUUUUCAGCUUACCGAGACCAACAGUUGGUAGAGAAUAUUUCCUUUUCUGGUGAUUGGCACGAAUUGAAGGGAGCAGGAGAUGAUACCACGUUGAUGCAUGCAGUCCUCGUGGUGGGGGUCCGUUUGACCGUCGACGGUUCCUCUGGUGGGGUGGAGUUUUGGGCCCAGGACUCCAUGCUCGGGCGUCCUUUCAUUGUCCUUGGUUGGGACUUGUUGAAGAGUAUGGGUGUCAAGAACAUGCGUCAUAUCAUGGAGGGAUCAACCUUUCUAGGCACUACCGACGGCGAGAGCGUGGACGGGUACCCCGCCUCUUUGCUAAGUGGAAGUCUCAGCGGAAGUCCAAGUCCAAGUUUGGUUGAAUCUCUUUCGAGCUGUUCAGCAAGCGAGGUGCGUGGGCCACCAGAGUGGAUGGGAUUUGAAAUUCCUGAGGGCAAGAAGGCAGAAGACUUGUCCACUUUCACCUAAACAAUGGAAAGCAACGGAAUUCAAGAAGUAUGAAUCGCAACAGAAUUCGAGGAGACGUCUGGAGAACCAACAAGUAUAGAGAAACCGCAACAAGUAUGGAGAAAGGAAGUGGCGCAUCUCAUGUGCCACUGAUUGCAUUUUUUCGACUACUUACUACGCCUUCGGAUUCAACUGGCCAAGACUGCUCGGGAAGAAAAUCCGAGGGGUUCUCAAAAAAAUCAAGGGGUUCUCUCAGAAAUCCAAGCCUGCUCUCAAUUUUUGAAUUUGGCGGCAUGCUAUUCAAUUGCAUGUUGCCGACGCUGCUACUAUCCUCUUGCUAUUCAAUUGCAUGUUGCCGACACUGCUA